This is a messenger RNA of Phytophthora infestans T30-4, 1357 nucleotides long. RefSeq lists its product as uncharacterized. The coding region runs from base 398 to 1357 and encodes 319 amino acids. Lineage: Eukaryota; Oomycota; Peronosporomycetes; Peronosporales; Peronosporaceae. The transcript has 2 exons. The record is from RefSeq and is a predicted model, not a curated record.
AGCUUGGGAAAAACUUUAAGUAAAAGGUAAGAUGCAAAUUCUAAAAGAUCUAAUGAAAAGAAUGUUCCCGGUUCUUAUGAAUGCCAUCCUUCUCAGUACUUAUCGGGUACGAGUAUAUUUACUCGCAACGACUAGGUGUGAAGUGUCCUUUGUCUUGAGAAUAAGGUUCGGAAGGCAGACGAGGAAAUUUAGUGUCGUGAAGCUUUCAUCGAGGCGCGAUAAGUCCGAGCCGCUGCCGCGUUUGCUUCUCCCUCACAUCCAAUUUCGCUCUGUACCGCAAGUGGCUCCCAGCUUCACCGUGCUAACACCUGCAACCAGAAACUUCGGAAUCAUGGAUCCCCACACUUCUCCGAUCUCGUUGGAUAACAUCGAUGAUCUCUUCAACCUACCGGCGUCAAUGGCACUGCUGGGGGAGGAAGAUUUCGAAAUCACGAUGAUGAUGCUUGACAGCUCGGCACUUCGCAGGGAAGACUCGGAUAACCUCGACAUGGCUGAACUAAGCGACGCCUUCAACUCUAAGGACCCUGGGUCGCCUCUCGCCGCCAACGAACAACACGCGACAAGCGAAGGUGGAAACUCUUGCCUGUCGCCGGAUCUGAAGGUCCGAAUCGGCGGAAGAACUCCUGUUGGUGGCGCCGUGUACAUCAAACAGGAGAGCGACAUGCCAGGCUAUUCGCCGGUUAUGGACUCCUUCCUGCGAGAGUCGUGGGAUGACAUCGUCGGCCACGGAUCAAGAUCUGGUCAGCCAUCGUUAAAGCCAACAAGCAACUGCUCAAGCCCCUUUACUAUUUCGUUUACCCCAGGUCGUGUGAACCCGCUGCCGCUCAACUUCCUGCCCCCGAUUCCGUCGCCAGUAGGGGGUCAAGUAUUCCCGAAGAGCAUGCCUUACCUCACAUCAUCGCUGCCACUGCCCCCUGCGACGGUGCGCACGGUCUCCAACACGUCGACUUCCUCUUCGGUGUCAUCUGCUUCGUCUACCAAGUCAAGAAGCUCCAGAAGAGCUAAGCAGUGCAUUGCUGAAGGAUGCACACGUCGUGCUCAGUCGAACAAUCGGUGCAAGACUCAUGGUGGUGGAGCACGUUGCCAAGUCGCUGGUUGCGAUAAGAGCUCGCAAGGUGGAGGUCUUUGCCGAGCUCACGGCGGUGGCAAGAAGUGCGGUGUGUCUGGUUGCACAAAAGGAACUCAGCGCCUCGGCCUGUGCUACUUGCACGGUGGAAUCCGUCGCUGCAUUACGGAGGGCUGCACAAAGAAGGAUCGCGGCAACGGAUACUGUAUCUCCCAUGGAGGUGGUCGGCGAUGCGUGGCGGAAAGCUGCAACCGGUCGAUUAGCCGAGGCGAGAGUCUAACGUCCUCGUAG